UCGUGCGGAUGGAUGCCUUUUUUGCUUGUGCUGGCAAAGUCAGCCAUGCUGCGGCAAAGUUUAGAAGUUUAAACUCUUGAGCGGCAGGCAAGCUGCGUCAGUGUAGAAAAAAACUGCAUGAUGUUUCACUUGUAUACCUUGCUCCAAAUCUGUUGGCCUGUUGGUCUGUUGGUUUGGGCCUCAGUUUGGGUAACUUGGGCUCUUUAUUCAUUGCCCUGUUAAGUUUUGAGCUGAAGUGAAUGUAAGGAGGGCAGUGUUUUCUUGGAGGCCAUGAUGCUAGCUGCUGGCUUUUGAGGAAGUGCAGUUUUGAUUUGUUCAGGGACAACCACCGCCUGGUGACGAUUGUGCCUGUUCAAAGCUGCUAAGGGAAGUGCAGGUUCAGCUUGGGAGAGUUGUUCUGCCAAGACUCGAGCGAAGUUCUUCUUGCGAAGCAGCAGAAGACCCAGUUCUCUCACAAUGACAAUGGCUUUCAUUGAUGUCCUGGAGAACGACUUGCGGGCUCUAUGUGCAGAAGCUCGCAAGUGGUACCCAUCUGUCAAAGAUUCUGCUGAGCGUGCUAUACUUAGGUUACGUUCCGUCUCUGAUCCUGGGUCAAUUGCCAAAAGCGAUGAGGUUCUGCAGACGUUUGUACUUGCCUGCGAGUCAAGGUGUGUAAAGCUUAGUGUGAUUGCGCUAGUAUGUCUCCAGAAGCUGAUAGCGCACGAUGCCGUUGCUCCAGGCGCUGUCUCGCAGAUCCUGUUGCUGUUGAAAGACAGCUCUGAGAAUGUCGACGAGAGUGUGCAGCUGAAGACGCUGCAGACGGUGCUAACCGUUCUACAGUCCCGACUGCAGCCCAAGGAAGAGACGAACAUGUCGAUUCUUCUGGAGAUCUGCUUCAGGCUUCUGGGUAAUGCCACUCGUAGCUCGGAUAGUGUGUACAGCACGGCUGCCGCAACGCUUCGCCAGGCGGUUGCUUUGAUCUUCGAUCGUAUUCUGCAAGUGGAGUCACUGCCACCCACUCCUCGCGGUCCUCGUACCUCGCGAUCCAGCUCUCUUUCUGGUGAUAUCAGCAGGACCAUAGCAGCACAGGCAACGUCCAUCGACACUGUCAUUGCUGAUCAGAAGCGAGUGCUGCGGUACACCCUUACGACACAGGCACGGAUGGGACUUAGACUACUGGAAGAUUUGGUUGCCCUGGCCUCAGGGGGACAGCCCACCUGGCUUGCUGUCUCAUCGAUACCUCGGGCCUUUUCAUUGGAGAUAGUGGAGUAUAUCCUCUCACACUAUGCCUCCCUCUUCAUCAGCUUGAGCCCCUAUCAGCAGAUGCUUCGUCAAAGGGUGUGCAGUUUGUUGAUCACAUCGCUUCGUGCCACUGGCGAGAUCGACGGGGAGGUUGGGGAGCCGGCGUUCCGCAGACAGCUUCUGUGGGCAGUUGGGACAGUGGUGAGGUUCUACAGCUCCAUCAUAACGACCGAAGUCGAGGUGUUUCUGACAAUGUUGAUCAAGACGGCAGACAUGGACCUUUCGCUGUGGUACCGGAUAUAUGUGCUGGAGCUAUUGCGCUCAUUCUGUGUAGAGGCGCGGACAUUGAAAACGAUCUUCAACACAUUCGACAUGCGACCAAAGAACUCCAAUGUCGUGGCAGAUAUGGUGGCAUGCCUGGCAAGGGUUGUCAGUCUCGUACAAGUUCCAGAUGCAGGUGAGGAGAGCCUCCUCACAGUCGCCGGGAUAUUAGGCAGCAAGGACAAGCGGAGUGUUGAAUGGCUCUUGGAUUUUGAUCCAACGGGGGGCAAUUCGCAACUGCAGGCGAGCGAGGCUCAUGCUAUCACCUUGGCUUUGGAGGCGUUGCUCGGUGUGGUGUUUACAGUGGCCACUUUGACCGAUGAAGCCGUUGACACAGGAGAGUUGGAGUCCCCGCGCACAGAGGAGGCAGACAAUAAGCCGGAGCUGCGCCCUGGCGGGCUUGCCGACACCUGCUGCAAGAUGGUAGAAUCGGUGUGGGUGACCCUGCUCGACGCCCUGUCACUUAUGCUGUCCAAGUCCACAGGCAAAACUGUUAUCUCUGAGGUUCUUGACGGAUACCAGGCCUUUGCACAGGCAUGUGGAAUGCUCGGCCUUGUGAAACCCCGUGAUGCAUUCUUGGGCUCUCUCUGCACCUUUGCGCUCACACAUCCGCACGACUUUUCCAAGAAGAUCGGGGAUGGAGACUCGAAAGAGGGGGGGUUGCUGACUUCCAAAAGUGUGCAGGCAUUGCAGACACUGUUCAAGAUAGUCCAUCGCUUGGACAGCUUGCUCGGUCCAUCCUGGUCUCUGAUUCUGGAGACACUCGCUGCUCUUGACAGAAACCUGCAUGCUCCUCAUGCUUCAGCAUCACACGAGGCAUCACUGUCAAGAUCCAGCAGCAGCAGGGACCGUGAUCUCGGAGGCAUUUCCUCGCAGUCCAUUGAUUUCCAAGUUUUAUCUGCACUGGAUGCGCAUUUGUUUGAGAGCUCUUCGUCGAUGAGUGACUUCACAGUACGGUCGCUGCUUCGUGCCCUGUGGCAGGUCUGCAACAAAGCCCUCCUCGGCGUGACCAGCGGGCUAGGUCUCUCUGCAUCAGGAAGCACAAGGCCUGGGUCCUCAGUUGGGGGCUCAACACAAGCGGUUCCCAAGAUGUUCGCCGUGGAGCGCAUGGUGGACAUCAUCGUGCAUAACAUGCACAGGGUAGAUCGUCUAUGGGGGGAGCUGGUGCCCCAUUUGCUGGAGCUGGCAUGUCAUGAGAGUGCCGAGGUGCGCACGGUAGCAAUUGAUGCUCUAGAGCGGUGUGUAAUGGCAGUGCUUGGGUGUCAGAGGAUUCUGGACGACACACGGGAAGCCAGGGCUAUAGAGGUGCUGCAAGAAGAGGCCAUGGUGACAAGGACAGGAAGCAGCGGGAAGGCGAACUCGCUGGGUGAAACUCGUUCAACGGUUGACCGAUCAAAUGUUGGAGGCAGGAAAGUCGAUAACAGUGAUGUUGCGGUGGGGGAGUGCGCGGACGGUGCACUCAGCGGUUCUGGGGCAGGAUUUGGCACGGACUUGUCGUUGCAGGUGCCUGACCUAGAAAGUGUCAAACGUGGGCAGGCUACGGGCAGUUUCGAGUGCAUCGUCAUCCUCCCGCUGUGCUUGCUCUACCACUCAGGUAGAGGGGUGGAGGAGCGGGCGGGUGCCUUGAGAAUUGUCCUUCAUGCGCUGAAGAGGCAUGGCGAGAAACUGUAUCACAGCUGGCCCGAUAUUCUGAAGCUUUACGGGGAUGUCGCUAACAGCGGCGAGAAAGACCUCGUUCCAUUGGGCUUUCGGGGGAUGACCGUUAUCAUGAACGACUGCCUGUCUUAUCUCCCUGAAAAACUUAUCAAUGCUUGUGUGCAAGUGACAGGGGCGUAUGGCUUGCAGCACACAGAUGUGAACAUCAGCCUGACUGCCAUUGGCCUGCUGUGGACAACUGUCGACUUCUUUGCAAAAGGAGAGGGAGCAGCCCGAAGUGGCCGUGUGUUUUCCUCGGUAGCUGCUCAAGCUGACGCGUCUGGUGGGAAGGGAGGAGCAAAUGAUGCCCGCCGCCCUGAGCAACACGUUGGAGAGGAUUCAGCAGAAGGGGUGCGCGUGGUGGCGGCUGGUUAUGAGUCGAACGGAGUGGUAAGGAAGCAACAGCCGCAGGAUAUGCAAACUGGCGACCAAAGUCCACAUCGUUCGCAACCGAAGCAACUUGUAAGUCAGCUUGAUGCUUACAGCGAGGAUAUGCUGUUUACAAUGUUUUGCAUGAUCAAAGGUCUUGGCACGGAUGACCGUCCGGAGGUUCGGAACUCAGCAAUAAGGACCCUUUUUGCGUCCAUCGUCAGCCACGGGCCCAAGCUAUCGCAAGGUUUGUGGGGAUCAUGCCUGUGGCAGUUGCUGUUCCCUCUCCUGGAGACCGUGCGGCAUCUUGCCGCGACAUCUUCUCGGGAUAAGUGGGUUGGUAAGGAGUUGGGUAAACAGGGGGGGAAACCUGUUCACAUGUUGGUGCAUCAUAGCCGCAACACUGCACAGAAGCAGUGGGAUGAAACCUUGGUGGUUGCGCUGAAUGGGAUGAGCAGGCUGCUCCGGUCGUUCUUCUCUAUUGUUCACAAGAUGGAGGGCUUCGAGUCCGUAUGGGAAUCUUUGCUGCAGUUUGUGGAGGAGAGCAUGCUGGAAGGCAGCAAGGAAGUGGCCAUGGCUGCGUUGAACUCGUUGUGCUCCAUCCUGCAGACACAUGGUGCGAAAAGAACUUUGCCGAGGUAUCAUUGGGAGAGUGCACUCGAAACUCUGGAUAUGAUCACCAGGAACUCUGCGCAUUCUGACAGCCGGGUGCCAAUUGAGGCACGCACAGAACUUGUUGAGAAUCUUGGCUCGUUGUUCAAAUCUUGCUCUUCCAUGUUCGAGCCAGAGGAUUACUUGUUGCUUCUGGCAAUGGUGGAUGUUCUCGUACGAUACCCGACCCUGCAGAGGGACGCCCCGGCACCUGUGCCGUCUAUGAUGGCAGGCAUCUUGCCACAGGUGCAGAGAACAGCUCUUGAGGUCUUGCCGUUGAUGUACCCAAGGGAAGAGCGUCUGGAGUACCUGUGGCCGCAGUUUCUCCGACAGCUGAUUACCUAUCUUCCUGGGGGAAACAGGGUGUUGUGCGAGCAUUUGCGGAUCCCUACCAAGUACAUGCCUCAAACAGGGAUUGGGGAAGUGAGUCCUGUCAUUGUGGGGAGUGGUGCUGGGCAGGAGAGUCAGAAUCAGCAUGACGGUGGAGUUUGUCGUGGGAGCAGGCUUGCCCUUGGUGCUUCCCCAGAGAGAGAAGAUAACGGAGUACGAGAGCCAAGCGAACUAGGGAGUCCAAGGCCGCCAUCCUCAUUGCCUGCUGACACACGGGGGUUUCCUGACACCUCCCCGGAUGCGCUCUCCCAUGGCUUCGCCGAGAGGAUUGUGACUCUCCUUGUGGACCUGUACAUUCAUCAUGCGGAGAUGGCGGCAAAAUCUCUUGUUUUGCCAGACGUAAUUGGGGGUAUAGGUCGGUGCAUGGGUGUGAGACGCGAUGCCCCUUCCCAUCCCCUGUGGCGAACGGCAGUUGGGGUCUUUGACAAAGUCCUCCGAACAGCCCUGAUUCCCGACGCAAUCAACGCAGGCUCAAACCAGGGCGCCUGUGAUGGAAGAGAUGAGGGCAAGGUGUGGCAACCGCACAGCAACGAUAUCCGCGGUCUGGCAAGGCCACGAUUAUGGAAGGAACUCGUUCAUUUGUUCGAGAGGUUCUUGGUCGGAACCUGUGGGCGGGCAAUGGUCGGCCAGUCGACGGAACAGGCGAGUCCGAAAACACAGAAAGCAGACGAGGCACUCGAAUUGUUUGUGUUGGAUGCGCUGUGUGACAGAGUCCUGGUGUCUUGCCAAGAUGCCCCCGAUGAUGUGAAAGCCAGACUUGUGUCCGUUGUGGACCGAUGCGCGGGUCGAAUCUCCAGUCUACCAAUCGAGAGUGCAGCCUUGCUCCCUCUGCACUGUCAGCAGUUUUCCCUUAGAUGCCUGCAGAAGCUUUUUGAUCUUUGUCGCCGAGCCAAUCCGGAGGUUAGCUUAGAGGAGGACUCGUCAGUCGUGCAGGUUGCGAGGACUGCAUUGCCGGUUCUCAUACUGAGAAGUGAAACGAUCAUCAAGCGCUUCUUGGAGGAUGAUCAACAGACGGGAGGAAAGGGAAUGCCCCAAAUGCGGGUCGAGGAGUUGGUCUGCUUGCUGCAAGAAUUGGCACGGUUGCUUCUCCACCCUUUGGUCUCGGCAUCUCUUGAUAUCCCCGUUCGCUUGAGGAAAGCCAAGACGAAACGGCUCGUGAGAGGUCUUACGCCAGCUCCUGUGUCAUCAUCAUCUCCAGCUGGUUCUGAUGCAGCAGAUGGACUACCCCUACAGGUGGCAGAUGCUGCUGCAGUCAGCGAACCAGACAGACAAGUGGCAGGCUCUGCUGCAGCUGAUGGGCAACCCAAACUAUCCUCUGUGGAACCUGCAGGAUCCUGUGAUAGGAUCAAAUUGCCGGAUUCUUCUUCCUCAUCACUGUCACUGCCAGCGAGUGGAAGUCAGCAUGAUGCCCUGGCCGAGGAGGUGCCCAAGAAAAGUGGGUGGGAGGGUGGCCAUCUGCUUGUCCUAUAUGGCCCUCUAUGUGACCUGAUUGUUUGCCAAUAUAAGCAGAACCCGAGAGCUCCAUCGAGGCUGCGGAUAUUCGCAGAGGUCUCGCUUCACGACGAGUUUGACUUUUCACAAUGUCCCUGGAGUGGAAGUCGCAGAUGUCCCCGGAGUGUCCCUGGAGUGGAACUAACUCGCAGAUGUCCAUGGAGUGGAACUAACUCGCAGAUGUUCCUGGAGUGGAACUAUCUCGCAGAUGUCCCUGGAGUGGAACUAAAGUCGCAGAUGUCCCUGGAGUGGAACUAUCUCACAGAUGUCCCUGCAGUGGAAAUUGCAGAUGUCCUUUUGGGCAAAUUGCUACAGCCAAUGGGACAUCAAUUGACUGUACAUGAACAGGCUUCGUGCGAUUGAUUACGUCAAACCGUGGUACGUGGCAGACGACAGCCAAUUCAAGUGGAACUUACAGCAACCGAGUCGUGUCCCAAUAAUUCUGCUGUGCGCGUGAAAUAAGUGUGAGGAUGGAGGGCAACACACUGAAAGGAGUAGACAUUGUUGUCAGUCGGAACAGCGGCCUGUCUGUCGGGCAAGCAGAUGUAUGGGAGUGCCGGCAGGUGGACUGGGGGAGAGUUAUUAUGGGGAGGAGGAAUGGCUGUGUGCAGAAGAAGGUGGGUGCGCCGUGUUGUGAAUAGGGACACUCUCACGCCAGGAUAGUUUAUACCAAGCUCUGGACCUGGACAGUCAGAUCCAUCCAGGUCGGGCCGUAUUUACAGUCAGAUUCACUCAGGAAAAGGUAUGGUGCAAGUACACCCUCAGUAUAUGUGCUUACAUUCCAGAUUCUAGAAUAUGGACGCUGAUAACGAGCUGGGCAUGUUUAUUCAACGCCUGAUCAAGGCAACGGAGCACAUGUGAUGGCGGCCAACCGCGGCAGGUACGAUCUCUAACCCACCUAGACUAGAUGUUGUGCGCUGAGUCGCUGACUCUUUCGGAAAGUUAGCUCGCUCGAUAGAGGACCUAGACAAAGUAGCAGUCCAUGAAUGAAGUGGGGAUCAUUCCCAUUGAUUGUUGAUAAGGAUGAAGCGCACCUUUAAAUCACCAGUUCAAGCAACCCUCGACCGAAACGCCGGCCGAAGGACGCGGAGGCUGCGCUUCGAUGUACCGGCGGCCGGCCUGGCGAGGACCACGAUGAUUCGUUUGGGCACGGAAAAUUAAAUUUUAUGCCCAGCUGUCGAUGGUCCGGUGUGCUGGCGGUUAAAGGGGUUGAUAAUAACUUGAAACUUGUUUGAAAUAAAAGCAAGGACUCGGCUUUCGUGUUCAGUGUAGCGGUGAGUAACCACCACAUUGAGAGUUCGACCAAGGUUCAUUCGAGUAUGUCGGCAAACUUGAAACUUGGUGGCAGGCUUAGUAUUUGUAUUCAGGGGUUGGUUUAAUACCUUUUUUGGGUCUCACACUUCCGAUGCGAAAUCUCUAUUCAAGUGGCUGCGUGUUGUUGUUGUUUCCGUGCAAAUAACGGCAUUCAGACACUGUUGCGUGUUUGGUCGCCGAUCGUUGUUAUUACUCUUUUUUAUGCUCGGUUCUUAAAAGUUUCUUUGAAGUUUCUUUGAAGUUUCUUUGUAUGCAGUUUCAGACGUUAAUGACGUUUCGUAUUUGCAGCUUUGCUCUUGCGAACUCAUGUUUGAUAGCUCUGAGGGCGUGCUCAAAGUAGGUCUAUAUUAAAUGCAUUUGGCUGCAUUUCCAGCCCCGCCUGGAUGUAUCUGAUUGCAAUGACGUCCAAGAAAUAAGUAAGAAAGUCUCUUUGUGACAGUAUGCCCUGAGCUCA
This is a messenger RNA of Chara braunii, 7906 nucleotides long. The record is from the annotation of a GenBank genome assembly. Lineage: Eukaryota; Viridiplantae; Streptophyta; Charophyceae; Charales; Characeae.